Chironomus riparius is the source of this 4017-nucleotide messenger RNA. NCBI's taxonomy places the organism in Eukaryota, Metazoa, Arthropoda, Insecta, Diptera, Chironomidae. The record is from the annotation of a GenBank genome assembly.
AUGGGGAAUCAGCUAUCUACAGCACCCAUCCAAAUUUUUCCAGUCGAGCAUUAUUUCCUUGGCAUGGAAAAUGAGAUCCAGUUUGAGUUAAGUAUGGGAUGUACGAGAUUCUUCAAAGUAGCUCGUGGAAAGUCCGAUGAAGGUUUGAUUGUCGUAAAAGUCUUUGUGAAACAUGAUCCAAGUUUACCUCUCGAAAUUCAUGCUGAAAAAAUCGAAUCAAUUAAGAAAGGACUUCAGAAUGCUGUAAAUUGUUUACCAUUUCAAAAAGCAAUCUUGACUGAAAAAACAGGCAUAAUAAUAAGGGAGUAUGUUAAGCAUAGUUUAUACGAUAGAAUGUCAACAAGACCUUUUCUAACGUUAAUAGAGAAAAAAUGGAUUACAUUUCAAGUGCUAUGUGCUUUACAUCAAUGUCAUAAGCAAAAGAUAUGUCAUGGCGACAUUAAGUUAGAGAACAUAUUGAUCACAUCGUGGAACUGGAUAUUAUUGUCAGAUUUUGCGUCAUUUAAACCAACAUUUUUACCUGAUGAUAAUCCAGCUGAUUACAGCUACUUUUUUGACACGAGCAGACGAAGAACUUGCUAUAUUGCACCCGAAAGAUUCACCAAAAGCUUCACUUCAGAUAGCAAUAAUCCGUUAGUCGGUGAUAGCACAUCAAAUUCGGGAAAUUUAGUACCAGAAAUGGAUAUAUUUUCAGCUGGAUGUGCUUUAUUAGAAUUAUGGACAGAAGGAAUCGGAACUGCACCUUUCGAAUUCUCACAAUUGCUGACAUAUAGGAACGGAGAAAAUCAAUUGGUCAAUAGACAUCUCAACGCUUUAGAAGACGAGAAUUUAAGGGAUUUGCUGUCAUCAAUGCUCAGCAUAAAUCCAAAAGAUCGAAAAUCAGCCGAAAUUUACCUAGACAUGGAACGUGGACGAUUAUUUCCUGAAUAUUUCUACUCAUUCCUUCAAUCUUAUAUACCAAUAACAUUCAGUUCAAUCCCAAUUGUUCCUAAUGAUGACAAAAUUAUGAGGCUACAUUCAGAUGUGACGCAAAUAAUUGAUAUUAUAACCAAAGAUAAAUUAGAGGAUGAUGGACUCAUUCUAAUAACGACUUUGGUGGUUUCCUGCAUACGUGGAUUGAAUCAUUGUUCAUCUAAAAUUCAUUGUCUUGAAAUUCUCUUUAAAUUAGCUCAGUACACAAGUUCAGAGACCAUUUUGGAUAGAAUUUUACCUUACAUUCUUCAUUUAUGUCAAGAUUCAUCACCGAAUGUUCGAGUAUCUGCUUUAGAUACCUUAACUCAAUGUUUAUGCUUAGUAACUAGACUACCUCGCUCAGAUGCUAAUAUAUUUCCUGAAUAUGUUCUUCCUGCAAUAUCUAAUUUAGCUGUAGAUUCAGCGACAAUUGUUCGAAUAUCCUAUGCACAAAAUAUUGCGAUUUUAGCGGAAACAGCUGUAAAGUUUUUAGAACAGUCACAGUUAGGAACUAUGGAUGGUCCGAUUCCGAAUUAUGAGACAGAAUUACAUGAUUUGCAUGAAAUGUUGUCAACCACGGUGAUGAGUUUACUGACAGAUUCUCAAGUUGUUGUUAAACAGACUUUAAUGGAAUCUGGAAUUAACAAGUUGUGUGUCUUCUUUGGCAGUCAAAAAGCAAAUGACAUUAUUCUGUCACAUGUUAUCACAUUUCUAAAUUCCUUGAAUGAGAAGGACGACAAGAAUCUUCGUGGGACAUUUUUUGACUGUAUAGUAGGAAUUGCUACAUAUGUAGGAUGGCAUUGUUCUCCAAUUCUGAUUCCUUUACUUCAACAAGGUUUUAGUGACCCAGAAGAAUUUGUUAUUUCUAAAGCAAUUCGUGCUACAGCAUCAUUAACGGAACUAGGAUUAUUACAAAAGACAAGCCUAAUAGACUUUAUUAAUGAGAUCGCUUGUUUCCUAAAUCAUCCAAACUUAUGGAUUCGUCAUGAAAUUUGUGGCUUAAUAUCAAUGGCAGCGAAAAUUCUAACACCACUAGAUGUUCAGUGUAAAAUAAUGCCUUCAGUAGCACCACAUCUUAAAUGUCCUUUGAUUCAGCUUGAAAAAAUCGAAUUGCUGUUGGAUUGCUUAAAUCCUUCAAUUCCUCGAAGUGUCUAUGAGACUGUUCUUAAAUUUAAUGAUAUUCCGAAAUUUAUUGAUAUUCUGAAAGAGAGAAAGCAGGCAAGAGCAAAGGCUGGUCAUGAUGGAAUACCAAAAUAUGGAGAAAUGAUUCAAUCGAUGAGAACUUUCUUCCGAAGACUAGCCUCAAUAGAAGGAAUGAGUGAUCUGGUCGAGAUGCAAUUAUUAUCUUUGAAUCAACAUCUGAUAAAAAUGGCUAAAUAUCGAUCACAUGAAAGAAUAUCGCAAAGAAUGGUCGAUGGACGAAUUCAACUUGAUAAUAAUCACAUUAAUCAUCUUCACGAAUUUAUGCUGAGUGAUAGAAUAAUUGGCAAAAAUGAGACAAUAAUAACGGGACGAAAGCAGCGCAUUAGUGAAUCAGCAAGUGUCGAUUGGAUUUUAAAUCAAGAAUUUCCAUCAAUUUCACCUUUACCUGACACAGUCUCUUUAAAUGCUCAGCCAAUGAUUACACAAACUCCAAAUUUAUCACUUGUUGAAUAUAGCAUGCCUGAACGUAGUUUCCAGCAAGAACGAUUAGCUGAAUGUCGCACUGAAUUGGACCAGUUAUUUCAAAGACUCAAGACUAAACAUUCAAAAACGACAAUUCGACAUGAAGCUUUUGCCGAUGAUGGAAAUUCGCCAAAUUGGAAAUUUAAUGGAACAUUGGUAGCUCAUCUAAGUGAGCAUAGAGGUGCUGUGACAAGAAUGACGACACUUAAGCCUGGAGGAACAAGCUUUGCUAGUGUCAGUAAUGAUGGUUAUGUCAGACUUUGGGAUUGCUCUAAGCUUGAUGGACAUCAGAAUAUUAAUCGAUCAAGACAAUUUUAUGCUGCAAAUACUCCACUAAAUGCUGUAGCUGCAUGUGAUAAUGGUCAAUCUUUAGCUGUUGCUGGAAAAGAUGGUGCAUUACUAGUUCUUAGAAUUGAUCCUAAUUCUAGUAAAAUGGCUUUACAGCAAGCACGUCAUUUAGACUCAAAUGCAAGAAUUGAAAGGACAACAAGAGAACAAGAUGACGGACCAGUUGUUGAAAUGCAGUCAAAAGAUCAGAGUCAAAUUGUUUAUGCUACACUUUAUGGUGCUAUUGUUGGAUGGGAUUUAAGAAUGCCAUCAACAAUGAAUUCGUGGAGAUUACAAAGCGAUUUAAGGAACGGCGUAAUUACAACUUUUACAAUUGAUCCAAUAAAUUCUUCAUGGCUGACAAUUGGAACUAGUAGUGGACGACAUUUAUGCUGGGAUUUAAGAUUCCUUCUUAAAAUAGCUGAAAUUAAGCAUCCACAUGAGUCAAGAAUAAGAAGAGUUUGUCCGCAUCCAACAGAACCAUCAUGCUUAAUUUCAGCAUCUCAAGGAAAUAACGAAGUUUUUUCAUGGAAUAUUGAGACCAAUUCUAGACAAACAGCACUUUGGGCAAGUCAAGCUCCACCAUUAUCAAAUACGAAUUCAACAACUCAUUCAGUCUGUGCUUUACUUCCGGGCCGAAAUAAUGGUCGUGGAUUUUUAUUAACGGCUGGAACUGAUCAAAGAAUAAGGUACUGGGAUCUUCAAGAUGCGUCAAACUGCCGACUUGUAGUUCCUGCACCCAAAGACUACUCUCCAUCGUCAAUUUCAUAUGAUUCUCGUCUGAUUGAUGGCACAUACGUCAUUCAAGAGACGUACAACGGAAGUCAAUCACCAUCACAUAAUUCAACGCUCUCACGCGGCGGAAUGGAUGAAUCAACAAAAGCUGGACCAGAUGUAUCUGUUGGACAUAAUGACGUUAUUACUGAUCUCGUUAUGUGUAAAACGCAAAAGCAAACAUUUAUUGCAUCGAGUAGUCGUGAUGGUGUUAUUAAAUUAUGGAAAGCUCUUAUGGAAGCUUUCAUGGAGCUUUUUAGCCACCUAAAAUCAACUGAUAAUGGUUUCAAGAAACAUUAG